Mauremys reevesii (Reeves's turtle) is the source of this 1212-nucleotide messenger RNA. It is a transcript of the gene GPR143, whose product is annotated as G protein-coupled receptor 143. Gene Ontology annotation, biological process: regulation of calcium-mediated signaling; G protein-coupled receptor signaling pathway; melanosome organization. The transcript is spliced from 9 exons. Gene Ontology annotation, cellular component: plasma membrane; melanosome membrane. Lineage: Eukaryota; Metazoa; Chordata; Testudines; Geoemydidae. The record is from RefSeq and is a predicted model, not a curated record. Gene Ontology annotation, molecular function: L-DOPA receptor activity; dopamine binding; L-DOPA binding. Bases 1 to 1212 code for a protein of 403 amino acids.
AUGGCUUCUCCCAGGCUAGAGACCUACUGCUGUCCCAACCGGGAUGCAGCCACGCAACUGGUGCUGACUUUCCAGCCUGAGGUUUUCUGUGGAGUUUGCAUUGGCAGCGCCUCAGUCAGUCUGCUGCUCUGCAUCCUGCAGCUCCUUCCCAAGCAGGGACAGAGUCCCCGGAAGAUGCCAAAAGCUUCCUCCUCCACCACCAUUCUUCUCCUCAUCUCCGUUUGUGACAUCCUUGGUGGCCUAGGUAUCAUCUUCAGAUCAACAGUAUGGAUAGGCUUCCCAGACUUCAUAGCAAACAUCUCUGUGGUGAAUGGAACUGACGUGUGGCCUUCUGCCUUUUGUGUGGGAAGUGCAAUGUGGAUCCAGCUCUUGUACAGUGCUGGCUUCUGGUGGCUGUUUUGCUAUGCUGUAGAUUCCUACUUGGUGGUUAGAAGAUCAGCAGGGCUAAGUACAAUUGUGUUGUACCACAUGAUGACAUGGGGCCUGGCAAUCCUGCUGUGUGUGGAGGGAAUUGCCAUGCUUUACUACCCUUCUGUUGCUAGUUGUGAAAAUGGCCUGCAGCAUGCAAUUCCUCAUUACAUCACUACCUAUGCCCCACUUCUGCUAGUUUUGGUGGCCAAUCCAAUCCUCUUUAGAAGGACGGUAACAGGAGUUGCCUCAUUGCUCAAAGGAAGACAAGGAAUCUACACAGAGAAUGAAAGACGCCUGGGGAUGGAGAUUCAGAUCCGCUUUUUCAAAAUUAUGCUGGUGUUCAUUAUAUGCUGGUUACCAAACAUCAUCAAUGAGAGCCUGUUGUUCUACCUUGAAAUGCAGCCAGAUAUCAAUGGAAGCCCCUUGAAAAAUGUUAGAAAUGCUGCAAUGAUCACAUGGAUUAUAAUGGGAGUGCUGAAUCCAAUGCAAGGCUUUCUCUUCACACUCACUUUUUAUGGCUGGACUGGGUGGAAACUGAACCUGAAGUGGCAAAAGAGAGAAAUACCGUGGGAAUCAAUGUCCACAUCAGCUGUUGCUGACAAUGGCUACCCUUCUGCCAUUGGAUCCUCUGUGAACUACCAAAGCAACAUCCACGACUCGAAGAAGACAACAGCAGCCAGCAGCCAACAGACUGACGAGGCCUUAAGCAUGCUGUCUGAAGGUUCUGAUGCUAGCACAAUUGAAAUCCAGAUCCCAAGUGAGCUACAUGACUUAAAGGAUAAUGAUGCUGAUGCUGAAUAA